AUGUCCAUCUUCUCCUACAUCGCUUCGGGCAUCAGCUCGUUUGUGGUCGUCACGGUUUCCCUGUUCGCCCUCGGCCAGAAAGUCCCCCGUGCAGCAUUUGUUGCCCGUUGUCUAGCAGCAUAUGGUUCUCUUCUUCUAUGCGCCGCCUACGGAGUUAUCGCAUCGGUAGUUCUACGUCUGGCUGGCUACGGUCGGGUGUCGCAGUGGGCUACAGCGCGCAGCUUCAAAUGGGUCAUGCGUUAUACAACCGGCGUGCGCUUCGACGUGAUCGAAGGAGUGGAGCACCUUUCCACUCGUCCUGCGGUCUUCAUCUCCAACCACCAGUCUGAACUCGAUGUGCUUAUGCUGGGUACCAUUUUUCCUCCUUACUGCAGCGUGACAGCCAAGAAAUCGCUGAAGAACAUCCCCUUCCUGGGCUGGUUCAUGGCUCUUUCCCGGACGGUUUUCAUUGACCGGGCCAAUCGUGAGACAGCUGUCAAAGCUUUCGACGGUGCGGCUGAUGAAAUGAAAAACCACAGACAGAGUGUCUUCAUUUUCCCGGAGGGUACAAGAAGCUAUUCCGACAAGCCUGAGAUGUUGCCUUUCAAGAAGGGUGCUUUCCAUCUCGCUGUCAAGGCAGGUGUGCCAAUUGUUCCCGUUGUGACCGAAAACUAUUCGCACGUUUUGUCUCCUCGCGCAUUGAGAUUUGACGCUGGCACGAUCAAAAUCAAAGUUCUUCCUCCCAUUAUUACACAAGGCAUGACCUCUGCAGAUGUCGAUGGCCUGACCAAAUCCACACAGGAAUCGAUGCUGAAGACUCUUUUGGAAAUGGCUCACGAAGAAGAAGAGGAGAUAGAAGCUUCCGUCGCCAAGGGUGCUUCCACGGCUGUUGAGAUCUGA
This is a messenger RNA of Aspergillus wentii DTO 134E9, 879 nucleotides long. Its product is annotated as 1-acylglycerol-3-phosphate O-acyltransferase SLC1. Lineage: Eukaryota; Fungi; Ascomycota; Eurotiomycetes; Eurotiales; Aspergillaceae. Gene Ontology annotation, cellular component: endoplasmic reticulum; membrane. The transcript is spliced from 2 exons. Bases 1 to 879 code for a protein of 292 amino acids. Gene Ontology annotation, molecular function: 1-acylglycerol-3-phosphate O-acyltransferase activity. The record is from RefSeq and is a predicted model, not a curated record. Gene Ontology annotation, biological process: phosphatidic acid biosynthetic process.